UGUAUGCUUAGCACAUGUUACAGCAUAUGAUUAUUCGUAUGUUUUGAAUAAUUUACCAAGAAACAAAUCAUUUGAUCCAAGAAGCGUUGACAUUCCAAAGUUUUCUCUGAAGCAAAAUGGCGAUUUGGUUUCAGAGAAUCUUCCUGUUGCUUCUCGUUUCUAGUUGCGCAUCUUCAGAUUUUCUUGAAAAUUCGAACUUCGAAUCUCCACCAUUAAAUCUGUCUUCAAAUGCAAGCUCUAGUGCCUUCGUGUUGCUGGAUCAGAACACUACACUCCCUGGAUGGACAUUCCAAGGAACAGUACAAUAUGUUACUUCACCUGACCUUCCUGAUUCUGGACACGCGGUUCAGCUCGGUGAAGAUGGCCAGAUCAAUCAAACAUUCAUUGCCAAAGGUGAUGAUUUGAACUACAUCCUCACAUUUGCACUGAUCCCCGGAGGCCAGAACUGUUCCGUCUCUGCUGGUCUCAGUGUCUCGGGACCAGACAGCAAUUCUGUUUUUUCUUACAUGCAUAAUUACAGCAAGGUCUCAUGGCAGAGCUACAGUCAUAACUUGGGUAAAUGGGGGAAUGGUGAGCCUAUCAACCUCGUUCUUGAAAGCCAGGCGAUAGAUGCUGAUACAAACUCCACAUGUUGGCCUAUUGUUGAUACAUUGCUCAUCAAGACUGUUGGUGUAACACUAGAUCAAGACAGUGGUAAUCUCUUAACCAAUGGUGGAUUUGAAUCUGGACCGGGUUUCUUACCCAACUCAACCGAGGGAGUUCUGAUUGACGCAGUACCAAGUCUGAUCCAGUCAGCAUUAACGCAGUGGUCUAUCAUAGGAACAGUCAGAUACAUAGACUCGGACCACUUCCAUGUCCCAGAAGGCAAAGCUGCGGUAGAAAUUCUGGCUGACACAGCUCCAUCGGGCAUACAGACAGCAACAAGAGACACAAGUGAAGGUUACAGAUACAACCUCACAUUUACAUUAGGAGAUGCCAACGAUGCAUGCGUAGGACAUUUCAUUGUCGGCGUUCAAGCUGGAUCAGCAGCUCAAAACUUCACACUGGAGAGCAAUGGGACUGGCUCUGGUGAGAAGUUUGGGUUAGUGUUUGAAGCAGACAAAGAUGCAGCACAGAUAAGUUUCACCAGCUACUCGGUUACAAUAACAAAAGAGGAUGUUCUUUGUGGACCUGUGAUUGAUGAAGUGAUCGUACAUCCUCUUGGUGGAAAAGCCUCGUUAAAACCUACAUGGUUGCUUCUUAUUUUCGCUCUGUUGUAUGUUGCAGUUCUCUGA
This is a messenger RNA of Raphanus sativus (radish), 1274 nucleotides long. Its product is annotated as protein DUF642 L-GALACTONO-1,4-LACTONE-RESPONSIVE GENE 2. The coding region runs from base 117 to 1274 and encodes 385 amino acids. NCBI's taxonomy places the organism in Eukaryota, Viridiplantae, Streptophyta, Magnoliopsida, Brassicales, Brassicaceae. The transcript is spliced from 3 exons. The record is from RefSeq and is a predicted model, not a curated record.